UGUGGGAGGAGUCUUGUAACAGCGCGUCAGUGUGUGUGUGCGUGCGUGUACCGGUGCGUAAGGAGAGCACUUGGGCGGAGAGGGACGCAAGCAUCGCGCCUGAGAGUUCAUCGCAAUCUGAAGCUUUACAUUACGUGUACGUACUCCGCACAACUCACUCCAGUGUACAGGCUCGCGCAAACUUUCCCCACGUUGAGAAUGGCAGAGCAAUCGAACAGCGAUGGAGAGGAGAGCAGCGCACCCAUGAGGGGCUUUGCCCGACAAGGUGCUCUGAGACAGAAGAACGUUCACGAAGUUAAGAACCACAAGUUUAUCGCUCGCUUCUUCAAGCAGCCUACUUUCUGCAGCCACUGCACGGACUUUAUCUGGGGUUUUGGGAAACAAGGAUUUCAGUGUCAAGUCUGCUGCUUUGUGGUGCACAAGCGUUGCCAUGAAUUCGUCACCUUCUCCUGCCCCGGAGCAGAUAAGGGUCCUGCAUCAGACGACCCGCGCAGUAAGCACAAGUUCAAGGUCCACACGUACUCCAGCCCCACCUUCUGUGACCACUGCGGCUCUCUGCUGUAUGGACUCAUCCACCAGGGCAUGAGAUGUGACCACUGCAUGAUGAACAUCCAUAAGCGCUGUGUGGCCAAUGUGCCGAGUCUGUGUGGGACUGACCACACUGAGAGGAGGGGCCGCAUCCAAAUCACUGCAGAGAUCAAGAACAAUGUGCUCACCGUCAGCAUUAAAGAGGCGAAGAACCUGGUGCCCAUGGACCCCAAUGGACUCUCUGACCCCUACGUCAAACUAAAACUCAUCCCUGACCCCAAGAGCGAAAGCAAACAGAAGACCAAGACCAUCAAGUGCUGCCUGAAUCCCACGUGGAACGAGACCUUCACAUUUAAUCUGAAAGAGUCUGACAAGGACCGCAGGCUGUCUGUGGAGAUCUGGGACUGGGACUUGACCAGCCGGAAUGACUUUAUGGGCUCUCUGUCUUUCGGCAUCUCGGAGCUUCAGAAGCAAGGGGUGGACGGAUGGUUUAAGCUGCUCAGUCAGGAAGAAGGCGAGUACUUCAACGUACCUGUCCCAGCUGAAGGAGAAGAAGGCAAUGAGGAAUUCCGGCAGAAGUUUGAGAGAGCUAAAAUUGGUCCCAGCAAAACAGACGGCUCUUCCUCUAACGCCAUCUCCAAAUUCGACAGCAAUGGCAACAGGGACCGCAUGAAGCUGUCCGACUUCAAUUUCCUCAUGGUGUUGGGCAAGGGUAGCUUUGGAAAGGUGAUGUUGGCCGAGAGAAAGGGAGGUGAUGAGCUGUUUGCCAUAAAGAUCCUGAAGAAGGACGUGGUGAUCCAAGAUGAUGAUGUAGAAUGCACUAUGGUGGAGAAGAGAGUGUUGGCCUUGGCAGGAAAACCACCCUUCCUCACUCAACUGCACUCCUGCUUUCAGACCAUGGACCGCCUGUACUUUGUCAUGGAAUACAUCAGUGGUGGGGAUCUCAUGUAUCAUAUCCAGCAGGUCGGCAAGUUUAAGGAACCCCACGCUGUGUUUUAUGCUGCAGAAAUCGCCAUAGGUCUGUUCUUCCUGCAUGUGAAGGGGGUUAUAUACAGAGAUCUAAAGUUGGAUAAUGUCAUGUUGGACAUGGAGGGUCAUAUCAAAAUUGCUGACUUUGGAAUGUGCAAGGAGAACAUGCUUGAUGGAGUCACCACCAAGACCUUUUGUGGGACCCCUGACUACAUCGCCCCUGAGAUCAUCGCUUACCAGCCUUAUGGAAAGUCAGUGGACUGGUGGGCGUUCGGAGUUCUGCUUUAUGAGAUGCUGGCUGGGCAGCCCCCAUUUGAUGGUGAGGAUGAGGAUGAGCUGUUUCAGUCCAUCAUGGAGCAUCAUGUGUCCUAUCCCAAAUCCAUGUCCAAAGAAGCUGUGGCCAUCUGCAAAGGGCUGAUGACCAAACACCCAGGCAAGCGUCUGGGCUGUGGUCCUGAGGGUGAGCGGGACAUCAGGGAACAUGGCUUUUUCCGUUACAUGGAUUGGGAAAAGUUGGAGAACAAGGAAGUUCAGCCACCGUUUAAACCAAAAGCCCGAAACAGCCGAGAUACUUGCAACUUUGACCGGGAGUUCACAAAAAUGGCCAUCGAGCUCACGCCCACCGACAAGCUGUUUAUCAUGAAUCUGGACCAGGACGAGUUCCUGGGGUUCUCCUACACCAACCCGGAGUAUGUCAAUCCCGCUCAGGGUUAAUCGAGCGAGCGUCCUAGAGACUGCUGGUCGUGUAUCUCUCUGUCUGCCUGUAUGUGUGUGACAUGUAUGCUCAGGGUUCGUGGAAGCUCACUCGUAUUACUGUAACAGGAUUUACCAAAGGGCUCAGGUGGACCACCUCAGUAUAUAGCUGUGAGGUAUUCGGACAUGUUUCCAAGGGGCCAGAGGUUUCACCCCAAGUCAAAGGUUUCCCUCUUCCUGGCUUUCACACUUUCAGGAGAGCCUGUAACCCCCCAGCUUCACGAGAUUGCGUUCAGUGGUGGGUGUUUAUACGGUGGUAAACGUGGCCUAUGCAACAAACGAGGAACAACCACGACUAACCCCGAGUGAGCAAUUUGAAAAACAACAGUGCUGCCUUCAAUUAUUUAUUAGCGGUUCAUUAUUUUUCCCCCCGUUUGGUCUCUAUUUGAGCUGAGCUAAUGUUUAAUUCACUGGCUUAAACCCAUUAUACCAAAGUAUUAUUACCUCCCACACAUGACUUGAGCCGGCGCUCCUGUGCGAAGUGCUGAAUCCCUGGCAGAAGUGUCCACACUGUUGUGACAUUCAGGGAGAGGGAACAAGGAAGAAAAAAAAAAUGUCAAGAUGGUUGCAAAGUGAAAAUGUCAUUAUCAUUCAUAACGCUGUAUUUCAGGAAGGAUUCAUAUCACUGGGUUCGGGGAGAGUGGAGAUUUGUUAAAGCUACUAGUUCAUAUUUCAGGAUCCUCGAGGAUGAGGAUUAGAAACAGCCGGGUAGAUCAAACGCAGUUGACGCCGUCUUGCAAUACAGAAUUCAAAUAGUACAUAACUGUAUCUAUGCACCUUGUAGAAAACACAAUGUGCCAUUUUCCAAGGGACUUCAGCAUCCCUGCGAUUUCAAAUGCUUAAUUUGCAUGAUUGCAAUAGUUUGUUUAUCCUCUAGGCAUAAUACUUUUGGAUGUAUCUAUCAGUCAGGCGAAAAAGACUCUGGUUUUCAAUCACGGAAAAAUCAUACUCGCAUUUCCGAACGCUUGGUCUAGAUCAGUCUUACAUAGCAAUGUGAUUUGUGUAAAUAAUGUAACUAAGCACUUUCUGAAGAGAAAAAAAAA
Messenger RNA from Carassius auratus (goldfish), 3293 nucleotides. Its product is annotated as protein kinase C beta type. The transcript has 17 exons. Lineage: Eukaryota; Metazoa; Chordata; Actinopteri; Cypriniformes; Cyprinidae. The record is from RefSeq and is a predicted model, not a curated record. Bases 199 to 2211 code for a protein of 670 amino acids. Gene Ontology annotation, molecular function: ATP binding; diacylglycerol-dependent serine/threonine kinase activity; zinc ion binding. Gene Ontology annotation, biological process: protein phosphorylation.